Molecule: messenger RNA, 2463 nt
Organism: Liolophura sinensis
Lineage: Eukaryota; Metazoa; Mollusca; Polyplacophora; Chitonida; Chitonidae
Product: origin recognition complex subunit 2-like
Exons: 13
Coding region: 106-1791 (561 amino acids)
Biological process (GO): DNA replication
Cellular component (GO): nucleus; nuclear origin of replication recognition complex
Molecular function (GO): DNA replication origin binding
Source: RefSeq, a predicted model, not a curated record
AAUUCUGGGAAAAACAAAACACUACGACCAAAUACAGCGUAAAAUCUAUUAUUUUCAUCAGAUUGGUGUUGACUGGGGGAUCUGUUGAAGACAGACGAAGAGUAAAUGGCGACCUCAGCCCGGAAGAAGGUUUCUGUCACGUUUGCAGGGGACGACGAUGUGGUCAAUCACAUUGUGUAUGCGGAGGAACGUCAGUCCGACUUACGACUGCGAAAAAGGUCUUCAGCUUCAAGAUCAGGAAGUUACAGAAAUACAUCAAAGAGUAAAAAUAAUGAAAGUGAUGGUGACAGUGAUGAGGAAAAUUUGGCCACACCCCUUUUUGGCCCACUUCAGGAUGACAAUGUCUUUGUCCAAGGAGCUGAUCUUUUCCAGUUUAAAAGCACUAAAAAGUCUGACCAAAUGAUACUGAAGGCUAAUGAAGCUAGGACUCCCAGAUCUAAGUCUCAGAGUGAACCAACUCCGAAAUCUAAGUCUUUGAGGAAGCAAGCAGCACAAGGUUCCAGUGUAAACCAGAAGACACCCGUCAAAAGAAAAACAGGACAGAAUGGGAAGAGAAUUGAAGCCACCACGCCUUUCAGGUUAAGAAAGAGAAAUCAUCUAGAAGGUGAUGACUCCUCAGAUGACAGUAUUGACUCCCUCAGUGAGGAAGGGGAAGAUUGGAAAGGAUCUAAGGAGGCUCACCCCCCAACGCCCUCUGCACAAUCCACACAGAGGACGCCUAGAAGACGCCCUGUAGUUGAUGACGGUCACAUGCCAGACAUGGUUGGGGAUUACUUUGAGAUUCAGAGUGGAGGCCCAGGGCCUACAUCAGACAGAACUCUGGCCAAACUUGGCGCUUCUCGCAUGAGUGAAUCGGCACUUUCCAACAUUCUUCAGUCUGUUCUUACAUCUCACAAGAGGGAGUGUGCUCAGCUAGUGGAACAACAUGGUCAGCUGUUCAGUCAGUGGAUGUACCAGAUGUGCAACGGGUUCAACUUGCUGUUAUAUGGCCUGGGAUCUAAACGCUCUUUAAUGGAGGAGUUCAGAGUAAAAAUAUUACACGAUUUCACUCACCUGGUUGUCAAUGGUUACUUCCCAAGUCUCACAAUGAAACAGAUUCUGAAUUCUAUAACAGAGGAUAUCUUAGACCAUUCUGCCAACUUUAGGAAUCCUUUGGACCAGAUAGAUUUUAUCAAGCAACAUUAUACAUCAGAAGGUUAUGAGGAUGUCUACAUUAUCCUGAACAACAUUGAUGGCACCAUGUUAAGGGCUGAGAAGACACAAACCAUGCUGAGUGUGCUGGCUCAGAUACCAGGCUUCCACAUCAUAGCUUCUAUAGACCACAUCAACGCCCCACUGAUCUGGGACCAGAUGAAGUGCAGCCGGUUUAAUUGGCUGUGGUACGAUGUGACGACCUACUUACCUUACACGGAGGAGACAUCCUACGAGAACUCGCUGUUGGUGCAGCAGACCGGUGCACUGGCCCUCAGCUCUCUCACCCAUGUCCUUAAGAGUUUGACACUCAAUGCAAGGCGCAUAUUUCUGCUACUCGCUCACUUUCAGAUGGAUAACAAACCAGGAAACCCUGCAUACACAGGAAUGUCUUUUCGUGAUAUGUACCAGAGGUGUAGAGAAAGCUUCCUAGUGAAUAGUGAUCUUACUCUGAGGACACAGCUGACAGAGUUCAGGGAUCACAAACUUAUCACCUCCAAGAAGGGUCAUGAUGGAAUGGAGUACCUGCUAAUUCCAGUAGAAACAGCCACAUUGUCAGAGUUCCUGGAGACACAAGAAGACCGUCUGACCCAAGACUGAAGAGCUGGCUUCUGUCAACAUUGUUAUAUACAGGACACAAAAAAAAGAUAGUUGACUUAGCUAUGUGCAGAACUGUACACCUGUUUGCUGUCAACACUGUCAUGCACAUGUGCAUAUGGAUCUGGUGACUUGUGCAUAUGCAGGACUGUGCACCUGUUUGCUGUCAUCUGCAGUACAUAUGGGACAGGUGACUUGUCUAUGUACAAGACUGUACACUUGUUUGCUGUCAACACUGUUAUCUACAGUAUGUAUGGGACAGGUGACUUGUCUGUAUGCAGGAUUGAACACUUGUCUAUAUGCAGUAUAUUCUUGAGUAUGGCGUAAAACACCAAUCAAAUAAAUAAAUCUAUAUGCAGAACUGUACACCUGUUUCCUGUCAACACUGUCAUCUAUGGUACAUAUGGGACAGGUGACUUGUCUAUAUGCAGGACUGUGCACCUGUUUACUGUCAACACUGUCAUAUACAGUACAUAUGGGACAGGUGACUUCUCUGAAAGCAGGACUGUGCACCUGUUUGCUGUCAACAGUGUCAUCUGCAGUACAUAUGGGACAGGUGACAUUUCUAUAUGCAGGACUGUACACCUGUUUGCUGUCAUCACUGUUAUCUGCAGUAUAGUACAUAUGGGACAGGUGACAUCUGUUUGCUGUCAACACUGCCAUCUGCGGUACAUA